CCCAUGCGCCGCGUCGGCGUAAUCUCAUGAUGGACGCGUCCAACGCGUCGCUCGUCAAGAACCUCAAACGCAACCUCACCGAUGUGUAAAAUGCCAUUCAGCUGUCCACCUCACAUCCUCAGGGCCUACAAGAAUGGCGAUUUCACCGACCUAGUCAUCAGCUGCGGCAACUCAACAUUUGAUGUGCAUUCCGUUGUUGUUGGCUCAGCAUGCGAGUUCUUCGCGAACAAUAUCAAAUUCGGUGGAAAGGAGGCCGAUGAGCGACGUAUCGAUCUGCCGGACGAUGACCCAGAGAUGAUCCGACGUUUAAUCGCUUACCUUUAUCUGGGCGACUACGAUCCUACCGAUGAAGUUGGCAUCGCCGCGUUCGAACAGCUCAAGCAAUAUGAGCCCAACACAGCAGCAGCGCCCGCUCACCAUCCCCGCAGAGGCGUAUUUGGAAGCUCUCAGCCUCAUGAUCAAUGCGCUUGCCUUGCGUUGAACCUGAAGAAUAUCGAGCAGGUGGCGUUGAAAGUAGAGCAGCAGAAGAAGGCAUCGCAAUACGUCAGCCACCGAAAGCCCGACAACAGCAUCGAAAUCACUAGCCCGCUUACGAUCCACGCGGGCAUGUAUGCACUCGCUGAUAAAUAUCAGGUGAAGGGGCUUGGCCGACUUGCAAAAAUCAAGUUUCGGGAUAGUCUGGAUCAUCACGUCGAUUCUGAAGACUUCAUCGCCGCAGUACAACUAACGUACAGCAACACCCCAGAGUCCAACCGCGGUCUUCGAGAUGAGAUAGUUCAGGCUUUCCGGAUGUAUUUCAAGGUGGACAUCACGGAGUUACCGGGGCUGGAGUCGAAGCUGGACACCAUUGAUGAGUUGUCUUUCUUGCUCCUCAAGUCCUGGCCAAGGAAGAUGGAACCUGCAAGCCCUCAGAAGUUUGUCUCGUCUGCAGGUGCUGCUCACACGGCUUCUCACCUGGUCAUUACUGCUGGUCCGCCCACCUCCGGUACCAUCGCUACUUCCGCCUCUUCCAAUGCUCAUGUGACGAGCACCGGGUUUGCCUCUUAUUCUCAUACACCAGGUGCCACUACCUCUAGUACUCCAGCCAACGGAAGCUUGUUUGGAAGUCUCCCCCCACGCACUUCGGGCGGAUUUGCAAGCUUCUCGUCAUCACCCAGUAGUACUGGUAAUGCGGUGUCAAGUCAACCAACUCUUGCUUUCGGAUCUCCAGCGUAAUGGGUACUCCUGCUAUCAUACUAAUUCGAGCCUUUUCACACUGUCUUACUAUGUGGCAUACAGCCUUUUGCCGGAUUCAUCUAGUGACGUUCUCUCGCGACUUCCUCUUCGUUGUUUGAACACGUGCGAUACCCCAACCUCCCACUACUCGCGGCAAUCACUCCACCGCCAUUGACUUUACGGUGCCGAUACCUUCCACAACCCUUUGUUG
Messenger RNA from Alternaria rosae, 1426 nucleotides. RefSeq lists its product as uncharacterized. Bases 82 to 1215 code for a protein of 377 amino acids. The transcript is spliced from 3 exons. Lineage: Eukaryota; Fungi; Ascomycota; Dothideomycetes; Pleosporales; Pleosporaceae. Gene Ontology annotation, molecular function: protein binding. The record is from RefSeq and is a predicted model, not a curated record.